AUGGAAGGGGUUAGUGUUUCAAUGAAAGAAGCUUGUGACCGCCAUAUCUUUCAAGGUAUUUCUUUACCUCAUGGUGGGCCUAUCUUGUCUCAUCUUAUGUAUGUGGGAGAGUGGUCUGAAAUUAAUUUCUUGAAUUUAAAUCGAAUCCUUAGAUGCUUUUUUCUUGCUUCGGGUUUGAAGGUGAAUCUUUGUAAAAGUAAGGUCUUUGGUAUCGGGGUGGAUGAUAUUGAUAUUGCUAUGCUUGCUAGUAUUUUGCAUUGUGAAUCCGCUUCUUUCCCAUUUUCCUAUCUUGGCCUUCCUAUUGGGGAUAAUAUGAAGCUUACUAGGAAUUGGAAUCCCAUUGUGAAGAAAUUUAAUGCCAAGCUAUCAUUAUGGAAGGCUAGAUCCCUCUCGUUUGGAGGAAGACUCACUAUUGUGAAAUCUAAUUUAAGUAGUUUGCCUUUGUACUAUUUCUCAAAUUUUAAAGCUCCAAAGAAGAUUAUUGAGUUGCUAGAAGAGCUAUUCACAACAUCGAUUGUAUUGAUGGAAAACCUUUGGCUAAAUGUGGAAAUUAGAGGCUGGAAUCGAACUCAUUUCUGGAAGGAAAAAUGGUGCGGAGAUAUAACUUUAAAAGAUACAUUUCCGAAGUUAUACAAAAUUGAGUCAAAUAAAAAUUGCAAGGUUUCAGACAGAUUGGAGGGUAGAGAUGAAUCUAAGGGUAGUUAUUCAUGGCUUUUCUCGGUUUCUUAUCUUAGAGGUUUGAUGGCGUUAAAUCUUGGUGCAAAUGGCAACAUGGCUGACUUUCAAUGGCAUGAUCCCGUUUGCUUAUAA
This is a messenger RNA of Lactuca sativa (garden lettuce), 810 nucleotides long. RefSeq lists its product as uncharacterized. The record is from RefSeq and is a predicted model, not a curated record. Lineage: Eukaryota; Viridiplantae; Streptophyta; Magnoliopsida; Asterales; Asteraceae.